CGCCGAUUUGUGUGAACUUGAAAGAGAAAAAGUAUCGGAUAUAAUAUGUGUAGCUUCAAUUCAACCAAGCUUUUGCUUGUUGCUCUAGAACUGAAUGCCGGCUUAGAAUCGACAUUGACCUCCAUAUUCUAGCAAAUUUGGAUUCGGGACAUACAUACUGUGCAUAUACCUGUAAACAUUCUAAUGGCUUUUUGUUGCCGGAAGCAAGUUUGAUACCACUCCUCCAUAAUCAACAAUCUAGUCACGAAAGAAUUUCUAUCCAUCCGGCUCAACAUCCUUGAGAGUUCGACAAGAGGUGCUGUCUUGUCAUCCUCCCUUGAAGGAUCGCCAAACAGCAACAUCUCGUAUCACUGGAUAAGUCUGCUCAGCAUUCACGCUGAUCAUCAUGCCAGCAACAAAUGCCCCGACAAGGUACAAGCCAUUACCAGUCAUCUUACCAGACAGUCAAUCAAUUCUAAACGUUGGAUCUGCAUUGCAAAAUGUUCACAUCACAGCCGCCGAUCUGAUCUGGUCAUUGCUCUCCAACACAUCCAACACUGAAUCACUUCAAGAUGUCUUUGGAUCAAACUAUGAUCCUUCUGCAUUCACUUCCAAUUCUGGCUUAGCAGCUUCAAGCUCACAUACCGUUGGAACAUGGUGGAUCGAUACUUUGGGCAUGCCUUGGGCUUUACAAGCAGUAGAGGUAUCCCCUUCCGAUCGUGAGUGGGAUCAAGAUGAAUUGGAUGAAGUGGGCGAUGGGCUAUUACCAUUGGAUACACCGAUUCACUCCUUUUUGCACGCAUUCGUCACACCACAAGGAGAUGGUAAGAAACGAUCUUUUCAUGCUUCCUUACUUGCCGCAAACGUUGACAGACUAUCAACGUUCGAUCAUGAACUUGCAUUGACAGAUUAUGCAAUCUCUGGUCAAUUACGUACACCAAGAUUACGACUCGUUUGUGGUGCACCAGGCUUGGCAGUUCGAUUACGAUUCGCUCAUGUUCCCGAAAUCGCUGAUGGCUGGCAAGGUCGUGUUUGGUUCUUGCCUGCUUCUAGACGACUUGAUCCUUUAGCAAGCGGAAGAGGCAGUCAUGCAUCCGAUCUGCUCGAAUGCGUUCGUGAAGAGUUGGGGAUCCGAAAGGUUGUAAUGCAAGGCGCAAGGAGCGUUCGAAUCGAAUAUGCUUUGGCAAAUGUCAAUUCAGAGGAAAUCGCUUUACCUCCGCCUCCUGCUCUUUCGGGGAAGAUGUCAUUGCCAGAACAUUUGGUUCAUUUACCCGGACCGCCUGAUGCAUAUCCUCGACUGUUUUUCACCAUUUCUGCCUCUUGGCUCAGUAGGCUUGGCAAUGUUGCCAUGGGAUUCUCGAAAUAUACCCGAGAAGCGUCAUUAAUGACACAGCGCAAAAAGCCAGUAAGGAAUGGAGCCCAUCCACUUCCCUACCCUCGACAGAUACGGCAGCAGCCUCAGCAGAAGGUUGACACUCCUACAAGCUCAAGUGAAGAUCAAAAUGGUUUCUUCAAUCUAUGGGGUUCGAUGAGUUUUGGAAAGUCAAGUGGUGCGGCUAUGCUUUCGGCACAAGAGGAAGAAGAGACUGUUUCGAAGAUACUGAAGCGCAACGACAUGCUUCAAACAGGAGAUUCUGAGCUUGAUGCUCUUUCACGUUCGACGAAAGGUGAUCAAAUUGACGAAGAGGAAGAAGGAGAGGGUACUUUGAAAGCUAAGUCAUCCAGAGAUCAACCAAAUGAGCCACCGCAAGAGGCUCCCUCUAGCCCUUCUGAUGUUCAACGAUCUUCCAUCUAUUCUGCAUCUGCUUCACGUCUGAGUAGGAUGUUUGAGGGAUGGCUUGGCUCUUCAGCAGAGGAGCAAUUGACUGAAGGAAAAACUAGCACACCUUCUUCGCCUCAAAGACCUGCAACAAGAAGGGUCAUUAGCGGUCCUAUGCAGCUCAACGAACGUCCAGACAGCAUGGCCUCUCCCAAAUCGCCAACGUUGCCUUCUUCGCCUCCGUCUCAAGCUGGAUUCAUGCAUGCUGAUGAAAUGGACGAAGAAGAGCUCAAAAAGAAAUUUGAAAGCUUGAUGGAUGAUUUGGACAUUCCAACACAUAGCAGAUCAGCAAUGUUGACUUUACCUGUCGAUCGCAAGAUCUUUUUGAUCAAUCAACACGAAUCAAAGAAUGCCGAAACGUCCUCUCCAAAACAACAAUACGAUGGUCGAGAAAGAAGUCCUUCUAUUGCAUCUUCACGUAUGAGCUUUACGGAUUCAGUCGUUUCUUCUUGGGCAUGGAAUAUCAUCAGUGUGGCCGGUUGGACAACUUCAGAAAGCGCUCCUCCUCGCACCCUUGCGUCCGAUGCUGUCUUACAAGCAACCAAGGCGAAAACAGAACGCAAAGAUCACAGCAUUCGAAGUUCAACCUUGUCCGUCAGUAGUAUUAGUGAGACCGAGGAGGAGGAGGAUGCAGAAGAUGAUAUCGUGCAAGAAGAAUCUAUUGGCGAUGUUGCCUCGCCAAGUACGGAUAAUACUCCAGCUGAGACAUUUGAAGCGGAAGUAGCACAAGCCGAUCACGAGCAAGAUGAUCGAAUCUUUGAAAAAGCAGUCUUUGAUACGUUGAAUGAUCUGCAUCAACAAAGUGGAUCUGACACUGCAAGCAGUACAGUAUUUGACUCUUCAACUGUAGUUUCUUCAGCUGAUUUCAGUCCAAGACAUGCAAGGAAGUCAAUGGCAAUAAGUGAAGAUGAAGAAGUUGAGGCUGUAACAGACGUUCGGCCUUCGUCUUUGAUCGGGUCUGAGGAUUUGACUGAAGCAGUCCAAGAGAUUGCUCCACACCGGCUGAGCCUUUUACGACAAGAAGUUCUACAAGAGGAUUUGGGGCAAGAUAAAGGAACAGAAGAAGAGAUUGGGACGCAGACAGCCUUCAUCGAGACGACUUUCUCAGCUGCAGAUCUGGAAAAGACAGAGAUGAUUGCUACUGAAGAAGCAAAGCACAUGGACAUCCGUGCCAAAGAGGAUGGAGACAGCCUAGUCAAACCAGUGCAAGAAACAGCAAAGGAAUCGCCAAUACCUAGCGUGGUGGCCCUACCUGCAGCGAGUGUAGAAAGGCAAGGAAUGACCAUCACUGAGCAAAGCUCGACACAGAAACAGGAGAAAGGCAAGGAAAUAUCUUCGGAUCCUGCAAUGGAGAGACCCGAAGAGGAGAUCAAGAAAAACGUCAGCAUUAGUCGAUCGCCCGAAGUUGAUGAAGAAAGAGAAGCUCCUCCAGCUCCUGCUCAUGGGAUAGAUUCACAGCAAUCAACGAUUCCAAUGACACCUCCUCCACCACCACCACCUCCGCCGCCACCGCCUAUGCCAGCUUUUGUUGCUAUUUGUCCGCCAAAUCUAGCACCCUCUGGUAGUGGUCCUCCACCCCCUCCGCCACCGCCUCCACCGAUGAUGAAAGGUACCAAUGGUAUUCCACCACCUCCACCGAUGCCAGCACCACCUCCUCCGCCGAUGAUGAAUGGCGUACCGAGACCGCCUCCACCACCUGGAGCAGUGGUGAUGCCAAAAGUGCCGGAGAAGAGACGAAAGGCAUUGAUGUGGAGCAAAUUGCCAAUGCAAACGGUGGUCAAGACGGUUUGGAAUGAUUUACCGGAAAAUCAAGUAGACGUUUCAGUUGAUGAAUUGGAUGGUUUGUUCUCAUUUACGAACAUCAAUCCAGACGUCAAGCCAAAGGAAGUGGCAGAAAGUGGAGUAAAGAAGCCAUCAACAUUGAUUGAUUUGCAAAGAGCACAGAAUAUCGCAAUCUUGUUAUCCCGCAUCAAGAUGCCGUUCAGUGCAAUUCGUGCUGCCCUUCUCGAUGUGGAAGCCAAAGAUCUGUCGUUGGACAACCUAAAGGCGAUCAGAAGUUGUGUACCAACGGCUGAUGAGAUGAAGCUCGUCCGGGACUAUCAAGGUGAAAUAAAUUCACUCAGUAAAGCAGAUCAAUUCAUCAAUGAGAUGCUCGGAUUUCCAAAGUUACAACAACGUCUUGAUUCGAUGAUCUUUAUGCGCAAAUUUGAAACGGAAAUACAAGAAAUUCAACCGGAUCUCAAUACGAUUCGUGCUGCUAUAGAUGAAAUGCGAGAAUGCAGAAAGUUCAAAGUGAUCUUGAAGCACGUUUUAUUAUUGGGCAACAUUCUGAAUAAUAAGACAUUCCGGGGUAAUGCACAAGGAUUUGCUUUGUCGGAUUUGCAGAAAUUGCGUGAAACAAGAGCAGCUGUACCGCAUGGUAAGCAGAAUGGAAUCGUGAUCACGCCUACUUUAUUGCACUUCUUGGUCAAAGUGUUGAACAGAGAAGAUACAGCUCUGAUAGGUUAUUUGGAUGAAUGCGAACAUAUCGAGCCUGCAGGUCGAGUCGGUUCGCAAUCUCUGUCUGCCUCCGUUGCUGCGCUUGGAAAAGGCUUGGACUUUGUUCAAGAGCACGUUUCUGCUGUGGAUAGGAUGGGUACGCCAUUGCCUGGAGAUCGCUUUGUCCAAUGCGGCAAUGCCUUCAUCGAGAUUGCCAAACCACAAAUUGAACAAAUUCGUGAUUUCCAUAAAUUGAUCGUUCAAGAUGCCGAGCACUUGAUUCGCUAUUAUGGAGAAGAUGAUCGAUCGACAAAAAUGGAAGACUUCUUUAAUAUGAUAGGUUCUUUCGGUCAGAGUCUAAUGCAAGCUGAAGUUGAAGUGGCGGAGAAUGAGAAAAAGGCGGCUGAAAGACAGAAGCAAUUGGCAAAGAUGAAUGUUGUCCAUUCAUCAAAUGCACCCAAUGUUGUGACUGACACUUUGCUCAAUUCGAUCAAGGCUAAACAAGCGGAAAGGCGGCAGAAAGAGCAAGAGCAGGCCGAGCAGGAGAUUGCAAAAGCUGCAAAAGAGGUUGAGAAGCCGUCAAAUGAGAAACAUGUAUUGCCAGAUCAGACAAAUAUACCUUCAAAGACAUCAAAGGAAGAUGAGAUCGAGUCGGAGGACCUGAACAGUGCGCAUUCCAGACAAAGUACAAUCACACAUCAACGUGAAGCAGCCAUUCGUGCUGAGGGUAGCAAAGAAGAGGAAAAUGAAACUGCAGUGCAUGCUCGUGAUGUGAGUACUGCUACGAUCAAAGGUGCUAAUGAAGCAGACGCAACCCAAACAGACGACGAUCCUACUCCUACCACCUCUCGCUUCCAGUCUGUGCGUAGGACAAAUCAGAUGGGUCGUAGCCGUACCACAACCAGACAUUCGGUCAUGAUUAUGCCAAAUGAACUGGAUAAACAGAAGGCAGGCAAGAACGAAGAAGAGGAUGGGUUCGACGAGAUGAUUGAUCUCGAGAAUAUGAUGAACGCCAGAGGAGCACGUACGCUGGGUCGUGUUGCCGCUGCUGCUGCGAAGAAGCAAGGAGAGAUUGAUGCAGCGGCUGCAAAUGAUGCAGAAGCACACGGAACGAUCUCGUUUGGAAGUAUGCGUGGAAGCAAUAUCUUACGAACGGGACAAAUGGAAGAUGAAGUACCGGAAGGAUCGACGAUGAAACAUCAUACUUUGUCAAGAAAGAGUAUGAGACGACCUCAAGAGAAAUCCAAUCAUCGACCAUUAUCACGAAUGUUUUACGAUACUUAAUGAUUGGUUGUACCAUAAUGACAUGAUGAUAUAGCUAUUAAAUCGUAUUGAAGUAAGAUAGAUACAAAAAGUGUCAUUGCGCUAUA
Meira miltonrushii is the source of this 5646-nucleotide messenger RNA. RefSeq lists its product as uncharacterized. The transcript has a single exon. NCBI's taxonomy places the organism in Eukaryota, Fungi, Basidiomycota, Exobasidiomycetes, Exobasidiales, Brachybasidiaceae. The record is from RefSeq and is a predicted model, not a curated record. Gene Ontology annotation, biological process: actin cytoskeleton organization. Bases 386 to 5560 code for a protein of 1724 amino acids. Gene Ontology annotation, molecular function: actin binding; small GTPase binding.